CCACGUCACCCUCACCCAGCGCUGACUUCAGGGCUGCUCAGCAGGCUCAGCCUGGGGCUCUCCAGGGGAUAAACCCCAACUUUUGGCCUGGGGCAGGGAGAGGAAGGCCUGGGGUGGAGGGAGAGAGAAAAAACACACCUUGGGGGAAAAGUAAGCAAAGAGGACGUUCAGCUUGAGCGCCUGGCAGGAAAAAGACACUCACAGCCACGGAAGAGGAGAGGCUGAACUUUCCUCUGCCAGAAGAGAGGGCUCCGUACUCGGUGGGAAAAGAAAAGCUGAGCCGGAGGAGAGCGUUUGCUCUGCUGAGGCUCAGGGCAGGAAAAGCCUCUCUGCCCUGGUCCUCCCUGCUGACAGAAAGCACUCACUCCCUUUGUCCCAGAGGAGCUCCCCCGGCACCAUGAACGUCUUCCGCAUCCUGGGGGACAUCUCCCACUUGCUGGCCAUCAUCAUCCUCCUGCUGAAGAUCUUCAAGUCCAAGUCCUGUGCCGGUAUCUCUGGGAAGAGCCAGAUUCUUUUUGCCCUCGUCUUCACAACCCGCUAUCUGGACCUGUUCACGACCUUCAUCUCUGUCUAUAACACCGUGAUGAAGGUCGUUUUUUUGCUGUGUGCCUAUGUCACCGUGUACAUGAUCUACGUGAAAUUCCGGAAGACGUUCGACAGCGAAAACGACUCCUUUCGCCUGGAGUUCCUGCUGGUCCCUGUCACAGGCCUGUCCUUUCUGGAGAACCACAGCUUCACUCCCUUGGAGAUACUCUGGACCUUCUCCAUCUACCUGGAGUCCGUGGCUAUCCUUCCUCAGCUCUUCAUGAUCAGCAAGACGGGGGAAGCAGAGACCAUCACGACUCACUACCUUUUCUUCCUGGGCCUCUACCGCGCUCUCUACAUCGGCAACUGGAUCUGGCGCUACCACACCGAGAAUUUCUACGACCAGAUCGCCGUAGUUUCGGGGGUGGUCCAAACCAUCUUCUACUGUGACUUCUUCUAUCUCUACGUUACCAAAGUCCUAAAAGGAAAGAAGCUAAGUCUCCCCUUGCCUGUUUGAAGACAUUUCGACAGAGAAUGUAAGAAAUCCUGAAGAUGAAGCUCUUAAGAUGACAGCUUUCCUUUCCAGGCCCUUUUUUGAGUAGCGGAGGGCUUGCUCGAGUUUCACUCCAGCGCCAGGAAGACCACGAGGCCUGGAAAGCUUUUCAUUCUAUGAGACUUUCCCUCAAUCGUUGUUUUUUUUAAAGAAAUUUCUCCUUACUUGAAUUUGGUGCUAGUAAGUAGCACUGGCCAAUACUCAAGUAGCGCGAGUUCUUCUCUCCCGGCUCUUCCCAGCAUCUACCUUCAAAACACGCCUCUACCUUGACCCCGAGGCAGCACAAGGUGUUCGAGGGGAACUGUCCCUAUCCUUAGUCCUUUGGUCCUUUAGCAAGUGCCUAUGGAAAAGGGAACAUGGUAUCAAUCCCCAAAAAACACCUCUCCAGAGGCCACUGACCCAUUUUGCACAGGCUGACUCCGAUGUAGCAUACGAUACAAAUUUACUCCUAACUCUGGAUGAACUAACAUCCUCCUCAAAGUUGCCUCUGCUCAACUCUCCUUCCAGUCCUAGUGUUCAGGAAAAGCCACACUCCCUUUUAAUGACACAAACCUUCCAGUUUCACAGGUAUUCAAACAUCCUCCUCCCCUCACUCACUCUCACUGGCAGUUCCUCCUACCCUACAGACAGGGUCUGUUUCCAUUAAAAAUGCCCACAGGUGUUUCCAACUCCUUGUAUUCAACCUUUUUCUUAGGAACUGGGAAGAACAGGGGCAAAGACAGCUCUUGUACUCCAAAAAUAAAGACAAAGUUCACAAUUUAUUGACAA
Colius striatus (speckled mousebird) is the source of this 1846-nucleotide messenger RNA. RefSeq names its product KDEL endoplasmic reticulum protein retention receptor 3 (gene KDELR3). Lineage: Eukaryota; Metazoa; Chordata; Aves; Coliiformes; Coliidae. The transcript has 5 exons. Gene Ontology annotation, biological process: protein retention in ER lumen; endoplasmic reticulum to Golgi vesicle-mediated transport. Gene Ontology annotation, molecular function: ER lumen protein retrieval receptor activity. Gene Ontology annotation, cellular component: endoplasmic reticulum; membrane; cis-Golgi network. The coding region runs from base 398 to 1042 and encodes 214 amino acids. The record is from RefSeq and is a predicted model, not a curated record.